Scheffersomyces coipomensis is the source of this 2499-nucleotide messenger RNA. RefSeq lists its product as uncharacterized. The coding region runs from base 1 to 2499 and encodes 832 amino acids. NCBI's taxonomy places the organism in Eukaryota, Fungi, Ascomycota, Pichiomycetes, Serinales, Debaryomycetaceae. The transcript has a single exon. Gene Ontology annotation, molecular function: protein binding. The record is from RefSeq and is a predicted model, not a curated record.
AUGGAACAGCUGGGACUUAACACUACUGUGGGACAUAGAGUCAUUCCUGCUGUAUUUGAUAAUCUCAAAUUGCUGUGGAAAAUAGUAACGGAAAUACAGAAGCCAAAUACCACAAGACAAUCUCUCUUUUGCAAUUUUUCAGGAUCAGACACACCUGUAUUGAUUCUUUCAAAGGUUAAUAGAUUGGAAUUUCAUGACAUAGAUCUUGUUGGAUCACUGGUAAAACAGCUUGUUAGUUUUCCAUUAGAAAACCCAAUAAUUGCCAUCAAUAAAAUCCACUUAAAAGGUUUGAGUAAUGUUUUACUUGCGUUGGACAACUCAUGGAAUCUUUCUAUUAUAUAUAAGCAAAAAGAUAAUAUAUGCACUCGUGUGGUUAGUCAACUUAGUUCAGAAGGACAACAGUUUUCGAUAGAUUCAAAUCCAAUAAUAGUGACUGACAAAUCAUCUGAAACGAGAUAUUUUGUGUUGCAUAACUUUCAAGGUGUGCUACUGUUAUUCAUUAUAAACGAAGACUAUGAUAUUUCCCCUCCAAAAAAGAAGAGAAGUAGAUCUGCAGAUGUUAAAUUAGCUUCAGUCUAUUCAAUAUCGAUAGGCGCAAUAGUUGUACUAAAGAUGGAGAUGUUAGAAAAUGAUAUUUUAGCAGUUUUAUAUCGAGACUUCAAUUUUACAUAUUCUUUAAGAUAUUAUCAGAUUGACAUCGUAAAGGAGACUAUUACAUUGAUUAAAAAUCUUGAUGCCUUCCAAGUUCCUCCAAGUUAUAUCAUACCAACUACACACGGUGGUGUGCUAGUUCUAAGUAGUGUUCUGUUGUUCUACUUUCCAGGGCCCAACAGUCGUUAUUUGACAUUGGCAGAAACCGCAGAUGCCAGUGUAACUGUUUCGGCGAACGUUGUUACUAAAGAUUUAUUAACGGAUAGACCUGGUGAGGAUAUGAUAGGUCUAUUCGUUGCAUUCGAUGCUAUCGACGAUAAUCGAUUUCUACUUACUACAAAUGAAGGUAUGACAUAUUUGCUAUAUUUUGAUGCUACCACAAAGAAUGAUACCACGUAUACAGUCAUCAACCAUUUUCAAUUGAUCACAUUAGGUAGAACAUCCUCACCUAACACUAAUGGUCUUCAUCACUUAACAGAUUCGUACUUUUUCCAGACAUCACUGUCACCUUCAGACAUUUUGUUUCAAGUCAAUCUUGAAAGACCUUUUAUAAGUAUUUUAUACUCUUCUGAACCCAGAGGACCCAUAAUCGAUAUGAAAUAUAUAUCUUCUGAUUCCAGAGAAGAUAGAAUAAGUAAGCUAUUGACUUUGAGAGGAAACAGAAAUCAUUCGACAAUAACGGAUUCCCUACAGAUUCCAGAAAUUAAACUUGAGGUGGUAUCAAAGACUCUCUGGGAAGAAGGAGGUAUCUUUAAAAUUACCCCAAUAUUGGGUACAAAUGAAUUUAUUUGUAAGAGCUUAGAUGGGAAAAAUGGUGUUUUCAGAUACCAAAAUCAAAUAAAGAAAGUAAAGACGAAAAUAGCUUUCGAGGGUUUAGUACUCCAAGCUAGAAAAUUUAUUGACAUUACAUACGUAGUAACUUCCAACGGAAUAUAUUUAGAGAAUGGAAGAGUUUUAGAAGCUCAUAUACUAUUUGCCCAAAUUCUAGAAAAUAAAAACAUUAUUUAUGUUACUGUUGAUAACGAAGUUGUUUUAUAUAAUGAUUCGGAAAUUGUUUCCACGCAAAAGUUUGGAACCGAAAUCACUAGGUUUUAUGCAUUGAAAGGCAUCGAAUUUGAAAUAAUCUAUGCAAUAGCUAAGUUAGGUAAUAAACUUGAGUUAUGGUCAGUUUCGGGACAGCACCAUAGUGAAUUAAAUGAGACGACUUCAAAUGAGUUCGUAACAUCUAUUGUGCUCGAUAAACAAAAUAAUUCCGUGAAAGUACUUUACACAACGACUGAUUCCUUAGUUCAAUAUUCAGUGGAUAUCAAGAACCACACGUUAGUUGGAGGAAUGAAGGCUAUAUGUCACAAUUUUCAUAAUUCUAAAUUGGAAAAGAGUAUUCUGAAUGAUAUGUUUAUUAUACUGCAAGACAUGAUUUACAGAUUAGUUCUAGAUGCUACAUUGAAUCAUUAUGUGCCUUCUCGGCUAGGGAAAACGCUAAAAUCACUGGGUAUUAUCCUGUUGGGCAAUGAAAACUUUAUUCUGUUAACUACUUCGGGAGAUAUAUUGACUCUAUAUAAAGUUCGAGUUAAUUCUGAAACUCAAAGAAAAGACCGUAUCGAUGCUAAGAAACGGAAGAUUUUUACAAAGAUGCUGUUAUUUUCAAAACAUUAUAUCGUUGUAUUGGUGAAGCACGAGUCAUUUGAUGAUUCUCCCAUUAAGACUUCUAUUGAGUUGUACGAUUUAAAGCAUUACAACAAACUUGAUUCUUUUGUCUUCGAUGAACAAGUAGUUGACAUGACUGUGGAGGACGAGUAUACCCAUGAAGAUCCAAUGGAUAUAAAGGAAAGUGAGAGAGGGGGGUAA